Didymosphaeria variabile is the source of this 936-nucleotide messenger RNA. RefSeq lists its product as uncharacterized. Lineage: Eukaryota; Fungi; Ascomycota; Dothideomycetes; Pleosporales; Didymosphaeriaceae. The transcript has a single exon. The record is from RefSeq and is a predicted model, not a curated record. Bases 1 to 936 code for a protein of 311 amino acids.
AUGGCCCCGUACAACCGGAAUCUUGGUUUCCCCAACCCGUUCCCGCGUCGCGCAGAAGCUGCUCCAUAUGCAGGCGCACAAGGUCCACCACCGGACUCCAACCUUGACCCUAAGAGCUUUAGGACGGCAUACUACCCGUCCCACAUUCCCUACCCGCAACCUCAGCCCACAGGCCCGCCCCGUACAGCUCCCAGUGGACGCCUCGCGAAUCGCUACAAUGGCAUCACCACGCAUCAAGACGCGUUCACACAAGCCCCCGCUCAGAGCUCAUCUGGUGCUGUACCUGGCGGAGCGACCCCAUAUCCAUUCCCGCCUAGUGCUCAGAACAUGCAUCCACAAGCAAAUCCAUACAGCCAACAUCCAGGCCCACACAUUCCGCCAGCUCAGAACUUCACCCACACUCCACCACCAACGACAAGCACCCAGCGCAUGGGCGGCGCACCACAAAGCAUCCCCGGACCAGCUCCACAGUUCCCCUCACUGUCCUCCCUCCAAGACGCUCUCCCACCGCACACACCGCCACCCUCCACUGCACCCAGCGGCCCCUCUUCCCGCCCCUCGUACCUAAUAAUCGGCCUCUUCGCCCUCCGCCUCACCCGCCAACUCAUCCUCCGUCUAGACCCCUACCCAAGCCGCGACCUCGACCUCCACUGGCUCGACGCCUUCCUCACGCCCUACCCCUCCAUCUACGCGCUCGCCAAGCUCACCGACCCGCGCACCAUCGAAGCCUACGUGCAGGCGUACCCGCGCAUCGUGCGCACGAUGAUAAAGCAGCCGCGCUAUCGGAGGGUUUUUAUGGAUAUGAAUCCGGAUAAGGGGACGGAUAGGAAGGGCAUGGGAACGGCAACGGCAGGGGAGAUGACUGAGGGUGAGUACAUACAAUACAAGUCUAGAAAAGGAAGUGGGGUAAGGAGAGGAGAGACUAACGCGAGGUAG